CUGCGAAAAUGGCGCGCAUCGGCUGCUUUCGCGAGUAGGCUGUCAAGCACGAAAAAUGAGACACCACGGCAUUUGAGACUGGUACGUUGACCCUGUAAAUUGAAAGGGCCGUCAUAAAACGUUAGUAAGUGUCUAGAUGCGUGCCUCGUGCCCGCGCAUCGAGGCUUCGCAACGUAAGAUCAACUCGCGUGUUCUUCUUGUCCCGCGUGUCUCUCAAAAGAGUGAGAAAAAUGGACACGACGGCUCCUUUGGAACCGGGCAAGAUUCGUCGGCUCGACGAAACGGUCACGAAUCGCAUCGCCGCCGGCGAGGUGGUACAGCGACCCGUGAACGCGCUCAAGGAAAUGCUCGAAAACAGCAUCGACGCCAAGUCCACAAGCAUCCAAGUGGUGGCCAAGAGCGGAGGCCUCAAACUGUUACAGAUCAAGGACAACGGAUGCGGCAUCCGCAAGGAAGACCUGGACAUCGUCUGCGAGCGCUUCACGACCAGCAAGCUGGUCAAGUUCGAAGAUCUGGGCUCGAUCGCCACGUACGGUUUUCGGGGCGAAGCCCUGGCCAGCAUCAGCUACGUCGCCCGGGUCGCCAUCACCACCAAGACGGAGGGCUCCACGUGCGCCUACAAGUUGUCCUACCUGAACGGCAGGCCCACGGGUCCCGCCAAGCCCUGCGCCGGAAACCGCGGCACGCUGAUCGUCGUGGAAGACCUCUUCUACAACGUCCCCACGCGGAGGAACGCCUUCAAGAGCCCCGGCGAGGAGUACCGCCGCAUCGUGGACGUCGUGAGCCGGUACGCGGUUCACAACGCGGGCGUCGCCAUGUCCGUCCGGCAGGCGGACGACUCUUCCACGGACGUGAGGACGAUGAGCGAGGCUAGCACGCUGCAGAACAUCGAGUGCAUCUACGGCAAGAACGUGAGCCGCGAGCUGCUUCCGGUCGAGUGCUGCGACGCCAACGUCAAGUUGAAGAUGAAGGGCUACGUCUCGAACGCGAACUGCUCCUACAAGAAGUGCACCAUGCUGCUCUUCAUCAACCACCGCCUCGUCGAGAGCGCCGCGCUCCGCAAGGCCGUCGAGUCCAUCUACGCGUCGUACCUGCCCAAGAACGCGCACCCGUGGCUCUACCUGUCGCUCGAGAUACACCCGGCAAACGUGGACGUCAACGUGCACCCGACCAAGAAGGAGGUCCACUUCCUACACGAGGAGCUGAUCCUGGAGAGCGUCCAGAAGGCCAUCGACUCGGCCCUCCUGUCGUGCGACUCCUCGAGGACCUUCCUCACGCAGGCGUGCCUUCCGCGCAUCGCGACGUCGUCCGCCAAGUCCUCCUCCGCGAACAAGAAGGCCGACAAGACUGCAAGUGGAGCGUCCACUUCGGUCGACGAGAGGCACAUGGUCCGCACAGACUCCCAGAUGCAGAAGUUGGACGCCUUCCUCAAGAAAUCGUCGCCGCAGGCCUCUAAGCAAGCCGCGUCGUCUAGCCAGCCCGCACGCGAACCAGAGGACGUCGGCGAAGACGACGCCGCCGCGGAGCGACCUCAAGUCAAGCUGCAGAGCGUCAUCAACCUCUGGGAAGCGGUCGUCAAGAACAGCCAUUCAGGCCUCCGGGAGCUCUUCCGUAACCACACCUUCGUUGGCUGCGUCAACCAACGUUACUGCCUGGUCCAGCACAAAACCGAACUGUACCUCAUCAACACGCGAAGGGUGUCCGAAGAACUCUUCUACCAGCUGAUGCUCAAGAACUUCGGCCGGUUCGGCAUGUACCAGCUCUCCGAGCCUGCUCCAAUCUACGACCUCGCGAUGAUGGCCCUUGGGCUCGAAGAGUGUGGCUGGACGGAGGCGGACGGACCCAAAGAGGAGCUCGCGCGCUACAUGUCGUCGUUCCUGACGUCGAAGGCGGAGAUGCUAGACGACUACUUCUCGUUGGGCAUCAACGAGGCGGGCGAGAUCACCUCCCUGCCCAUCGUCCUCAACGACCACACUCCGCCGGUGGAAGGGCUCCCCAUGUACGCCCUGCGGCUCGCCACGGAAGUAGAGUGGGAGAAGGAGCAGGAGUGUUUCGAAACGUUCUGCAGGGAGACUGCGCGAUUCUAUGCGGGACCUUCAGUAGAUGCCGGCAGGGACGACGACCCGAACGGCUGGAAGUGGGUGACUGAACACGUUGUGUUCCCGGCAGCGAAGCAAACUCUUAGACUGCCCGCUGAGUACAUGGAGAACUCUUGCGUGUUGCAAGUGGCAAGCUUGCCUAACCUGUACAAAGUGUUUGAAAGGUGUUAAUGUUCCUUUUCUUUCUGGAAAAGAGGGUGUGUGUGCGUGUAUGUCAUGGUGACUGACAGACAUUUGAAUACAAUACUCUGAAGCAAAGCAAUUUACAUUGCGUUUGUAGACACACAUGUAAAUAUGGUUGGGAAGACUAUUGCGUGAGCUCUGAUUAAUAAUUGCCCUAGCAGAGUUUAGCGCCAUCUUCAGUUCUUGGUACACUCACACAAUGUACGACACAUGAUGUGAAAAUCUGUGCGUGUGCUUUCCAAGUUUGAACCACGUAAUUGAACUGACAGGGAAAACAUAACCAUAGGUCAUUAUUUUGAAACCUGUUCUCUUAAAGUGGCAGUAAAUUGCAAAUAAAGCAUAUAUUUUGUGAGAAUAUUUUUUCCA
This is a messenger RNA of Rhipicephalus sanguineus (brown dog tick), 2648 nucleotides long. Its product is annotated as DNA mismatch repair protein Mlh1. Gene Ontology annotation, cellular component: MutLalpha complex. NCBI's taxonomy places the organism in Eukaryota, Metazoa, Arthropoda, Arachnida, Ixodida, Ixodidae. The transcript has a single exon. Gene Ontology annotation, biological process: mismatch repair. Bases 231 to 2270 code for a protein of 679 amino acids. The record is from RefSeq and is a predicted model, not a curated record. Gene Ontology annotation, molecular function: ATP hydrolysis activity; ATP binding; ATP-dependent DNA damage sensor activity.